CAUUAAGUGGUGUGACAAAAGUUCGUGAUGUAGUACAUACGGAGUUUCAACGUAACUCGUUUCUUCAAAAUCGAGUACUUCAAUAAUGUAUAUCUAUACAUUGUGAUAUAAGUUAUCUUACUUAUCAAGCGUCAUAGAUAGUGCUUAUAGUUCUAUGUGUAUGGAUACAAGCAGGUUGUUAUACAAUACAAUGUUGGUAUAUAUUUAUGCAUAAAAACUGACAGCGCAGUUAGUAUGUCGGAUGGUGAAGACGCUUCGAAGAUAAAGGAACUCUGGGGUCGCAUCGAGGGCUACGAACACGAUCAUGAUGACCCGGACUUCCUGUCCGAACAAACAUUACGCCGCUACUUGAUAGCACGUGACUGGGACGUGUCUGCUGCUGAGAAGCAAUUAAAGGAUACUCUUCAGUGGAGGCGGGAAACCAAACCACAACAUGUCGUCUGCGCGUUCUGCCAGAAAACACCCGGCGGUCAUGCAAUGCGCCAAGUGGGCUUUGACAAGUCUGGUCGGUCCGUGAUUUACUCGUGUUUCGCACAGUGCUGCACUCAACACCAGCCGGUCGACAGCGCGAUUCAGCACCUCGUAUACCUGCUCGAAAACGCCGUGCGGGCCUCCAAGCAUGGCACUUACAGCUUCGUCUGGGUCAUUGACUUUAAAGGUAUGAAGAUAACGUCAUGUAACCCGAGGCUAGCGUUAGCGGUGGAGCACAUUGUCUCAAAUCACUACCCGGAGCGCCUGGGAGCGUGCAUUGUCGUCAACCACGGAAUUCUCUUUCAGACGUUCUGGGUCGCCGUCCGGGGCGUAAUUCACGCGCGUACGGCCGCCAAGCUGCAUAUACAUCGCCACUUCCACAAGGUAGAGGAGGACUUUACCGAACUGUUUCCGGAUGAGCUCAAACGCUGGUUGUUGGAAGAAAUCCGGUUGAACAAGUCCCAUCCUCUUCCGGAUUCGCAAAAGACAUUCUGGAAGGGCAUUUCCGGUUUAGAAGGUCACGAUCCCCGUGGUUGCGACUCGUACAUUCGAGAACACGUCGACAAUUUCCCGAUCAAAGAAUAUUUGGACCAAUGCAAUAGUGUGGCUAAAUCGAAGAUGCAUUUACCGCAUCAAAACAUUUUAGAUGAACUGUUACAAAAACAAAACUCUUAAAAGCUAUUAUGGACUACAGUUAUGGUAAAUUGUCAAACCAUCUCGUUGAAUUCAAAGAGGAGUUUGUUGAAAAACGUCUGUGCUUACUAAGAUCUCCGACGAUUGUAACCAUAAUUUGUGUGCGUUAAAGAACGUUAGAUCUGGAAUUGAUUAAUGUCCAAGGGUGGCUAAAAAGGCUUCGCCGCAACGUUGCGGUGUGGUUAAAACUGGCGCCUUAACUACGGACUCAGUUUCAAAACAGCUCUCAACACUUACCUACUAACUUGCCCGCAAAGGAGUCCAUAUAAUUAUGGCUGCUUACUUCACGCUGCCAUACUCCAACUCUCCUUUCUGCAUAACAUAUUGACCAGAUGGGGAAAAGAAUCGUUUUGGAUUGUUCAAUGGAUAACCUGUUUAUGAUAUAGUUACGUUACUUUAAGUGCGACUGGAUUUAACAAAAAGGGUCCAAUUUUCAUUGUCGAUUACCAUUAUUUCACACAUUAUCAAUCUGUAUUUAUAUAAAAUAUGUUUGUUUUUUUACAGAGAAACAUAUCAGGAUUGUGUAUGAAUUGAAAUAAAUAAGUAAUUGUUUUUUAA
This is a messenger RNA of Dreissena polymorpha, 1722 nucleotides long. RefSeq names its product phosphatidylinositol transfer protein 3-like. Bases 235 to 1146 code for a protein of 303 amino acids. NCBI's taxonomy places the organism in Eukaryota, Metazoa, Mollusca, Bivalvia, Myida, Dreissenidae. The transcript has 6 exons. The record is from RefSeq and is a predicted model, not a curated record.